This is a messenger RNA of Vittaforma corneae ATCC 50505, 1200 nucleotides long. RefSeq lists its product as uncharacterized. Gene Ontology annotation, molecular function: protein binding. The transcript has a single exon. The record is from RefSeq and is a predicted model, not a curated record. NCBI's taxonomy places the organism in Eukaryota, Fungi, Microsporidia, Nosematidae. The coding region runs from base 1 to 1200 and encodes 399 amino acids.
AUGCUAAAGCAAAACAAAAUUGUUGAUAAACCAAGACUUUCGGCCGAAUCCCUCUCAAAAGUACUCAUUUACUACGAACCGACACUUCUGCAGUCAAUCAUGUCCUUUUCGAGUGUCAGAGAUCUUUUAAACAACAAUCCAGAAAUUCUAAAUGCAUUCUGCAGAACAAGUGGGUAUUCGAAACAAGAAUGCCUAAGAAUACUAAAGAGUAAUAGCAUUCUAAUAAAGGCUAUACAGAAGGGAAUAGAGAAUGUUGUUACUUUUAACACAAACCAGAGUGAUAUGACACAGUUGUCGGUAUUUAACAAACUUGUCUAUGUAUCUUCGGAUGAUCAGACCUUGAAAGUGUUUGACUUUAAUGGAACACCCGUAAAGAAAUUCAUAGGCCACAUCGGUGGCAUAUGGACAUUUGAUUGCAGCGGGAAUAGGGUUGUAACUGGGAGUACAGACAAGACUGCCAGAAUUUGGGAUUUGGACUCGGAACAGACAAUAGUCACUCUGAAGUACCAUAGAAGUACGGUAAGAGUGCUGAAGAUAUAUGGAGAGUAUAUAAUUACAGGUAGUAGAGAUUAUACAAUCGCCAUAUGGAGUGUGUUUGGAGAUCUUGUCUAUCGGCUGAACGGGCACAGACAGAGUGUACGAUGCUUAGACGUGUGUGAUGGGUACCUAGCAAGUGGUUCGUACGAUGGAUAUUGUAAGCUAUGGGACUAUAAAAGAGGAAAGUUUAUCAAAGAUGUCCAUAAGCACCAAGACAAGAUUUACUGUGUUAGAAUCUAUAAUGACUACGUAGCCUCCUCUGGCUUUGAUUCCGAGGUUAAAAUAUCCAAAAUUGACGGAUCCUCAUACAAAUCAUACAAAGUUCACAGCUCAGUUGUUGGUUGGAUGGACUUUUCAGAUAAUUUUCUAGUAUCAUCGAGCUUGGAUGGGACGGUAGCAAAGUAUAACUACAUUUCAGAGACUGUUGACUUUGUCAUACGGCUAGGUUGCCCAAUCAAAGGACAGAGACUGACGGACACAUUGAUAAUCAUAGCAACGGUGUUUGACGUAAGAAUAUAUUCUCUGCGCACCGGCAAGUUCAUAAGGACACUAAUUACGGCCGAUCUGAUAAGCAAAAUCGAGGUUGUUGACUGGAGAAUAAUAGUAGGAUAUCAGCAGGGAGGUGAAUAUAAGAUUUCAAUGUUCAACUAUGAAAGCUUGUAA